GAUGGGUUUCCUGUGACUGUUUCUCAAGUCGACUGGACUGGUCACUUGCUUAGCACGCUAGCUGGCGUUUGCUCGUGCAUCCAUGGCUGCCAACUUCCAGUUUUGAAAAAGGGAUUAUGUGGUGGGUGAAACCCAACCCAAACACGUUCGCGUUAUUAACCAGAAGUGUGUACUUACUUCAUAUGAUGGUAUAUGUUAUUUGUAUUGUAUGCAUGUACUUUUUAUCGCGGUGGUAUAUUUUGGCCAACACUGAAACGGCAUGUUUUUUUCACUGCUAGCAGAGUUGGUAGCCUUGUUGUUUGGCGGCCAUUUUAGCAUUAGCAACCCCCGCGGACAUCAGUUUCCGAUUUGAACGACCAAAUGCAUGAUGUUCCGAGAAUACGCACACGGUUGUCUUUAUGAGAUGCAUGUACUUUUUUAUCGCUUUCAUGUAUUGUCGUUGUAGCUUAACACCCAAACGGCACGUCUUUGGUUAUGGCUAACACUCAAACCGCAUGUGUUUGGUUAUGGCUAACACUCAAACCGCAUGUGGCACUACUAGCAGAGUUGCUAGUCCUGUCAUUUGGCGGCCAUUUUAGCGUUAGCAACGCCCGCGGGCAUCUGCUUUGUGCUUUAUGAGUAACCAACUUUAUGCAUGAUAUUCCGAGCAUACUCAAAGGGGUUUAUUUGUGGGCAAAUAGUGUGUAUGUUGCAGCUAAAAUUAACAGUAGCUAUGUCCGAGAGUGGGGGCACGCUAGUCUGUUUAUAAUCGAGUUUCUAAGGUGUUGCGUGAGGCCACGGCCUGGCUUGGGGCACACCGACUGAAUUGUUAGACCGAAGUCUUGCAAACUAAUUGGCUAGAGCUCUAGUCUGGAAUUUCCCAUCACGACUCGCUCGCUGUCUGCACGACUACAGAAGAGUGUACCCAUGGUAUUGAGUGUGCAUGGAUAUCCACGUUUUCCCCGCUAAUUAAUUCUGGCUUUGUGUUUUUGUUAUAGCCUGCCGCCUAACCUGAUGACAAUGGAUGGCUUUGAUGAAGCCACUCGUUCGGUAUUGGAAGCUGCAAGUGUUGAUGAAUGCACCUUGAAAGCCCUUAGCCGAGAGGACUUGCAAGAUCUUUUUCCUGGCCCUGAAAACUUUCUCAGAAGGAGAAGAAUUUGGGAUUUUAUCAAUGAAAAUUCUGGAAAUAUAGACCAAGAUUCAAGUGCUUGCAGUGAAUACAGGAGCAUGCCCUCAACUACUUCUGCGUCACCAUGCCAGCUUAAAACCUCCACUCCCACAUCAGAUGAGAAAAAGAUGAAGAUGCCAGACCCUCCAGAAUAUGUCGUUUACACGGACUCAGAGUUGGAUUUGGUACGGGCUCAAUAUUUUGCACUCCUUCGGAGUGGGAAGGAAAGAGGCUUCAAGAUGUCGAAGGAGCUGUGUUGCAGAUUGAUAAGAAACACCAUAACAAGCAUGGUUGCAAUCCUUCGCGCAAGUCCGAUGGGAAAAGAAGCAAGCUAUCCCUCAAAGCUGGAAAUGAAAGUCAUGUCACAGAAAAUAAUUGAGUACUACCCCAUGCUGCGUGAUACUGAUCCAAAUAUGCCACAUCUGACGGUCUACACAAAAAUGUUCAAGCGACUCCAGAAUAUGAGAUCCCCAUGCAGGAAGAGGCAGGGCCCUGUUCUUCUGAGAGGCCCAGCAAAGACUCUCUUCAGUGAAGACCAAGACAUUGACACGGAUUUGACCGACACGAGCGGAUCGGCUGAUACGGUCAUUCUUGAGAGCAGUGAAGACCUCAGUGAUGACAAUUGCAGUGCAGUGUCCCCAGCGCGAGAUCCCCCUGUGCCAAAAAAGGCAAAGAGUGGCACCAAAGCAUCCAUUCCAUCAUCCAGGUCUUCCUCACCGGCACCCAGGACUGCAAUUGCUUCACCAACCAUGCCUGCGAAAGAUGUUGCUGAAGCGUCCCCAGCACGAGAUCCCCCUGUGCCAAAAAAGACAAAGAGUGGCACCAAAGCAUCCAUUCCAUCAUCCAGGUCUUCCUCACCGGCACCCAUGACUGUGAUUGCUUCACCAACCAUGCCUGCAAACGAUGUUGCUGCGGGUCUCGACAGUCUGAAGAUGCAGGCCAGACACUACAAAACCUUGAGCAACAUGUACAACAAGCCCAACGCAAAACCCAAUCAAAAUGAUGUGGCGCAAAUUCUGGACCUCGAGUUCGAAGCCAGACGGGCUUUUAUUGAUUCAGAUGUUACCAAGGAAGAAGACCGACCUGCAAAAAUCCUUGAUGCAUAUCCAUGCUUUAAAGAUGUUCGAAACGCCAUGGAUGAGCUACGGCGCAUAGUAGAUGGCACUAACCGCAGAUACAUCGAGGACGUAAGAGGAAGAUGGACAGAAUUCUGCACGAAGGUGCAGUUCUACAGCGUGUGGAAGAAAGUCCUCAAAACCCCCUUUUUCCUUUGGAUGUUCGCGCAGUGGUAA
Molecule: messenger RNA, 2439 nt
Organism: Engraulis encrasicolus (European anchovy)
Lineage: Eukaryota; Metazoa; Chordata; Actinopteri; Clupeiformes; Engraulidae
Exons: 8
Coding region: 994-2439 (481 amino acids)
Source: RefSeq, a predicted model, not a curated record